CACGUGGUUAUGUUUUCAUUGCUAGCAAGUAACUUACUCAAGUUUCAGUCGAUUGUACAUAUCAUCAGGUGUUGAUGUUGAGUACAGCAUCAGUUAUUUACAACAAAUAGCAGGUAGAUUUAACGCCUGUGAGUUAUUGUAAUAACGUCAACGUGAACGAACGAUGUCUUCUGCAAUACAGUCUAUGUACGGUGUUGUUGUUGUGGGACUUGGACGAUCUGGGAAACCCAGAGUGAGGGAUUUACAGAAAACUUUCGACAAUGAGACACUGAAACGUAUACAGCUGAAAGGUUUUGUUUCAAGGAGAGAUGUUUCAGAGGACGGCUUAUCAAAGCUAAGCCUGGAUGAGGCUUUGUCCAGGGAUGACGUGGACAUUGUUAUUGUAGCUACAGAGCCUAAGAUGCAUGAGCAGUAUGUCAGGAAGGUACUGGAGGCAGGAAAGCAUUGUCUGGUGGACUAUCCUCUGGCUCUAACCUCCGCCGCAGCCAAGGAAUUGUACCAGCUAGCCAGGACAAAAGGUGUAUCAUUACAUGAAGAAAACAUUGGCAUCAUGUCAAAAACAAGUCAAUACCUGAGAGAGGAGCUAAAGAAGAGGCCACCAGUAACAGAAGUAGACAUGCUUCUGCUAGGUAAUUACAACGGCUGGAUUGAAGACUGGGAGAGUUCGGGUGGUCCGUUUGUCACGGGUAAUGGCAUGCUACAGACAGCUCUGUCCCUGUUCGGCCCCCUGGAGGUGGACGGAGCUAGCUUACAGCAAGAGGUGGACAAGUAUUCGGCUGUUGGACAUCUCUUUAUGACCGAGAAAAGACCUUUGAAUUUAACAUUACAGCGUGUGAAGGGAGAAGCCCAGAGGAGGAGUGAGUAUGUGAUUAAAUUUGAAGAUGGCAGUGUGAUUGACAGCUUCCCCGAUCACAUCCUACAGCCUCCUAAGCCAGGGCACGUAGGGUUAUUCAUGCAGGACUUGAUCAUGUUUGUGGAUGAGAUUGAAGGAAAACGAGAUCCCAGUGAAAACAUAGCCAGGACAAUAAGGUCUCUAGAACUGGCACAGGAGAUUCACUCUCACGUAGGCCUCUGAUGGAUUGUCAAGAAGCUUUACGUCGUGCAGCAUAGAAUGACAAUACUGGCAUAAUUUAACUUUAAAAUAAAUUUCAGUACACAAAACCGAUAGCUAAUUACUGCCCAAAUUCAUUUGAGUACACAGUAUAUAUUCUUUAUAAAUAUAUAUGUAUUCAAGGGGCUACAUAUACAUGUGAACAGCUUGUGAAGUCUUUGUCAGUUACAUGCAUUUGGAUAUUGGUAUGUUUGAAAGGUGUACAGGUAUGUCAGUAUUCAUAUUGUUAAGAAGUGGGUAGAUGACUAGUCUUUUUUAACUCCUUAUCUAUUGUUGAGGGUUAUUUUUUAUAUGAAUAUUGAACAGAUAUGGUUGCAAUGUUGGUGUGAAUUGGAAUAUUGUUAUGGAGGACAUGUUGGCAGAAAAUGCCACAGCAGAAUAUUGCAUAAUUAUUAUAAUUGGCCAUAAUUCAGAAACGCUCUACACAUUUUGUUUUGAAUGUUUAACCUACUUCAUCGUGAAUAUUUAAAGCAUUUUGUCGUAAAUAUUUAAUACGUUGUAUAUUGAAUUUAGCUGUACUGUGUGGCUGUUGCGGAACACCCUCAAGUAUAUGUGCAGGAAAACAUUAAAUAGAUGUACACUUCAAUCAGACCGGCCCGGAUAGCACAGAUGGUAGAGCGUCCGCUUCGGGACCGGUAGAUCCAGGAUCAAUCCUUGAUCGAGUCACACCUAAGACUUUAAAAGAGGAAGUUGUAACUUCCUCGCUUGGCGUUCAGCAUGAAGGGGAUAGUGCAACGACUGGUUGACCCGUAUCAGUAUAAUGGCUCGGGCGGGGCGGCUUACUUGCCUUCGGUAAGUCGUCUCAGUGAAGCAGCACUAAAUAAAAGAGCGGUGGAAAUCCGUCCUGCUACAAGGAGGCACGUUACACGUACAUGCACCCUAAAGAUUCCUUCGUCGUCAUAUGACUGAAAAAUUGUUGCGUACGACGUUAAACCCCAAGCACUCACUCACUCACUUUUGGCAGGAAAAGAGAUGAGAAAUUUUCCCAUAAUCUCAAUCGAUCAUGCCAAUUAUCACAGGACAGUGAUUAUUCCUCAGUUAACCAACUCUCUAACUCUGAAAUUCAUGUUCUCAGCAAUUUAAAUAGUGUUUUACCCUUUCACCUUCAGCCAAGGGGCGUGAACCCCAUUUGCACAACUUAAAAAGCCCUGUCCUCAAAACAGUUUUACAUGCCCUACUAUGAGCUACUGUAAGUCUUCAACCAUCUCAAAUAUUUGUAAGUUAUUUAUUCAAACAUAUCCUGAAGAUAUUUAUUGUGCUUAAAAUUAUGCUUUUGUCAAGCCCAGAAAUUGGUCAAACAUCAUUCAAUGUAGUUAUAUCUCCAAAAUGGGAAUUAAAAAUACACAUAAGUUGGUCUGAAAGUUGCUCUUUCAUAUUUGUGACAAGGUUGAGGAUUUAGGGUGUAUAAUGCAAGUAUAUAGUAUGUUAAUCAUUAUGAGUGUGAAUAGACAAGUAUUGUUAUAUCCUCCGUAAUUUUAUAAUAUUAGUACACGUACUGUGUAUGUGCAUUUAUUCAUUUUUCGAGGUACGGCUACCAUGUGUACGUACAUUUUAUCAACAUCAUCAGCAUGUUAACUUGUAUGUUCCUUACAUGCCCUCUUUGUUACCCUUUGUUUCAUUUUGAGA
Molecule: messenger RNA, 2737 nt
Organism: Liolophura sinensis
Lineage: Eukaryota; Metazoa; Mollusca; Polyplacophora; Chitonida; Chitonidae
Product: biliverdin reductase A-like
Exons: 7
Coding region: 164-1075 (303 amino acids)
Molecular function (GO): nucleotide binding
Source: RefSeq, a predicted model, not a curated record